Molecule: messenger RNA, 4384 nt
Organism: Platichthys flesus (European flounder)
Lineage: Eukaryota; Metazoa; Chordata; Actinopteri; Pleuronectiformes; Pleuronectidae
Product: interleukin-31 receptor subunit alpha-like
Exons: 16
Coding region: 195-2576 (793 amino acids)
Molecular function (GO): protein binding
Source: RefSeq, a predicted model, not a curated record
GGCUUUGCUGUACUUCCCGUUUCCUUGACGGCUGAUACACACAGAGUAAGAGAGGAAAUGAGUUGCAGUGCAGGAAACAGUAUGUUCUAACAGCAACUUUUAAAACGCUGUUAUCCAAUGCCUCUGGAUAUCUGACACCUCUGAAUGUGUCUAGGACGGGACUUUUGUUUAUCUGUGGUAACCGGACAAAAGAGAUGUAUCCCUUCCAAGUGACAUAUAUCCUGGCUUUAAUCCUCUUCGCUGUUAAAGGCCAGCACGUGACCGGCUGUGAUGUUUACCCUAAAGAUCCAUACAUUGAGGUGGGAUCGAACACCGAGGUAUUUUGCAAGAGGUGUGUACCAGGCAAAGUCUACUGGACCCAGGACAAGGAGCGCAUCGACGAGAGUCUGUCAAACACCAUCAACAACUACACACACGCCGUCCUGUCACUGACCAACUUCACACAACACAGUGCUGUGCUGGAGUGCCACAGUGCUAAUAUACACCAAGUCCUGGGCGGCACCAUCAUCAAAACCUACACAAAACCCAGCAAAAUAUCUUGCAUGUUGCAUUAUGAUAAUCAAGAAAAUGAAGGUUUACCACAACUGUUCACGUGCAAAUGGGAGCAUCAGCAUCGUACAACAAACUACACUCUAUUUUUCUCCUCGCCAAGCGAUUCCUGGAAUAAGAGCAUCUCGAAUGUAAACACAUGCACCUCCCCAGUAGAUAAUAUAAUAAUGUUCGAGAACUUCACUGUUACUGUGAGAGCUAAAACUGAUGCUUGGGAAGCGUACUCCGACCCUUACGUAUUUGAUCCCUUUAAGAUAUUGAAAAUUGUUCGUCCGAAGAUAAAGGUAUCUGUCGAGUCCAAUAAUCUGAAGAUUGAGUGGGACCGGUCUGAAGCCAAGUCAACAGGAGAAAUAAAGUGUCAAGACAAAUACACAGAGACUGUCGGUAACAAAACCCCAAACGUGUCCGAUAUCACUUUAAAGUCCAGAGAAGAUGGGUUAGUGUCGAGGAAGGUAGAACCCUGCAGAAACUACAAGGUUUCAGUGCGCUGUGCUUUGGAGAGCGCCCCCUGGAGCGAAUGGAGCCUGGAGAAGACGGUUCUUACUAAAUUCAAUAAGAGUGAUGUCAAGCUGCACCUGUGGAGGACAGUAACCAGACCGGAUACAAAUGGAAUCAGAAAGGUUCACGCCAUGUGGACGCCGAUUCCUGCAACAUGUGAGGGCACAUUUAUCUACAAAAUCCAACAGAUUCCGUACAAGCAACACACAACUGGGCUCAAUUACACAGAAACUUUAUGCAGCAAUUCGACUUGUGAUGUCUAUGUGAAUGAAGAGGAGCACAGAGUGGAUCUCACCGUGUUCCAUAAUGAAUCUCUGCUCGCAAAGGACUCUGUUUACGUUCCAGCCGCUGCAGGGAGCCUCCCUCAAGUGACUGAAAUCCAGACUUCAGCCGCAGGAGGCGUUGUCCUGGUCAGCUGGACGGCUCCUGUGCAGCCCGUCAGAGGCUACAUGAUCGACUGGACCCUCGAUGGAAAUCAAUAUUACUGGAAUGAGACCACAUCCACCAGCACGUCGCUGUUUGACCUCCUGGAUAAGAAGCAAUACAACAUCACAGUUACUCCCCUCUUUGAUGACCAGACGGGUCGUGGCUCACAAGCCGAUCAGAUCUGCUCUCGAAUAGGAGAUCCAGAUAACAUCACUGCCAGUGUUCGAGCUAACCACAAUAGUGCCAGUGUGAGCUGGGUCACACAGUCGCCGGAGGAAUGCAGUGGUGCUGUAAUCUAUUACAGGGUCUUCUACAGAACUCAGGAAGGACCGAUGCACAAUGUAACUGUUGAUAGCAAAAAGCGGGACGUAUUUCUAAAAGACCUGAAACCAGACACCCAAUAUAGCAUCUACAUCCAGGCCACGGCUUCCACUGGAGCUUCUAACAGCAGCCAGAGUUUCUUCAAAACCAAAACAUCUGAUCCGAGACUGAUAACUGUGCUCAGUGUCUGUGGAAGCAUAAUCAUAGUUAUUGUGAUAUCUCUUGGAUUGUGCUGCGCUAUUCGAUGUAAGAAAUUCAGGGAGAAGCCGGUGCCGGAUCCAGGCCUCAGCUCCCUGGCGGAGUGGCUGUUACCAGAUCAUCCAAAGGGAAUGUGCCUCUUCCAUCCUUUCAGUAAUCCAUCUGAAAGCUUCUGCGAUAGGGUUUACACAGAGCAAAUGCAGAAAACACCCGACAGUCCAUCAGCUACAGGCUAUUACCCAGAAAGUGACGAGGCUGAGGAAUACAACGUUUCCACCCCGUCUCUUACAUCGAAACAACAGAAUGAAAAACCAGAUGAACACGUUGAGACCCAUCCGUGCUCGUCUGGAGAAGCCACAGAGCUACUGUCGCCAGGGAACCAACUUCUCGGCCCAUACCGAAGUCAGAGGUCUGUGGAAACACCUGAUCUGGGGACGGGUAAACAAAGCAAGGGUGUUCCAGUAAAACAGUCAGAAACGAAAGGACCGAUGACUGUUUACGUCAGUUUGAGCAUGUUGAAAGAGGGGCCGGUGUUAGAAACAGAAUCAAACUCCAAUAUCCUGGAAUACAUCAGACCUGAAUAAAGAUUUCCUGAUUCAUUUUUCCACACUAGUUUAUUGCUUGGCAACUUGUGUCCAAAGAUAGUAUGUGUGUACAGGCUUUAUGAAAUCCAGCUUAACAUUACAUUACAUUACAUUUAAUUUAGCUGACGCUUUUAUCCAAAGUGACUUACAAUAAGUACAUAAAACCCCAAGGGUACAGACUCAGGACAACAAGAAUCAAGAAAGUACAAUUUCUUCAAAAUAAAGCGAAACUACAAAGUGCUAUAAGUAAGUGCCAUCAAAGUGCUACUUAAGUGUUGGUUUCAAAUUAUUAUUAUUUUUUUUUUUAUCUAUUCAAGGUAUAGUCGGAAGAGAUGUGUUUUUAGUUUUCGGUGGAAGAUGUACAAACUUUCUGAUGUAAGGAUGUCGAUGGGGAGGUCAUUCCACCAUUAAAGAGCCAGGACGGCAAACAGUCGUGAUUUUGAUGAGUGUUUAGCUCGCAGUGAGGGAGGAACGAGCUGAUUGGCCGAAGCAGAGCGGAGUGAACGUGCUGGGCUGUAACAUUUGAUCAUGUCCUGGAUGUAGACUGGACCUGAUCCGUUCACAGCAUAGUAGGCAAGUACUAAUGUUUUGAACCUGAUGCGGGCAGCCACUGGUAGCCAGUGAAUGGAGCGGAGGAGCGGAGUGUGAGUGAAUUUAGGUUGGUUAAAAACCAGUCGAGCUGCUGCAUUCUGGAUGAGCUGCAAAGGUCGGAUGGCAGGUAGACCUGCCAGGAGGGAGUUACAGUAAUCUAGGCGUGGGAUGACAAGAGCCUGGACCAGAACCUGCACUGCUUUCUGAGUGAGAAGGGGGCAUAUUCUCCUGAUGUUGUACAUAAUGAAUCUACAGGACCUUGUUGUUGCAGUAAUGUUGGCAGUAAGGGAGAGUUGGCUAUCGAGUGUCACACCCAGGUUCCUAGCAGUCUGAGUGGGGAUUAACACAGAGUUGUCAAAGUUAAUAGUAAUUUCGUGGGCUGGCGAGUCUGGAAUGAAAAGUAGUUCAGUCUUGUCAAGGUUGAUUUUUAGAUGGCGUGCAGACAUCCACUGAGAGAUGUCAGACAGACAGGCAGAGAUGCGUGCUGCCACCUGUGUUUCAGAUCGGGGAAGAGAGAGUUGGGUGUCAUUAGCAUAGCUAUGGUAGGAAAAGCCAUGUGAGUGAAUGACAGAGCCGAGAGAGUUGGUGUACAGAGAGAAGAGAAGAGGAGAGGACCCAGGACAGAACCUUGAGGGACCCCCAUAGUGAGAGGACAAGGUUCAGACACAGAUCCUCUCCAAGUUACCCGAUAAAUGCGGCUGUUGAGGUAGGAAGAGAGCAGGGAGAGAGCAGAGCAUGAGACACCCAGGUUCUGAAGGGAGGAAAUCAGGAUCUGGUGGUUCACUGUAUCAAAUGCAGCAGAGAGAUCUAGAAGGAUAAGGACAGAGGAGAGAGAAGCUGCUCUAGCAGUGUGUAGUUGCUCAGAGACAGCUUAAGUAUUUACGUGAAUAUUGUGACAACUGUAUAUGCCUUUAGUAGCAGUUUUUCAUUUGAACAAAAUCUAUGUGGACUGAACAUUAUGCACUGUAAAACAUAUUCCUUUUUGUAUUAUUAUACAGUUUGAGAUGUUUAUUUGUUGGUUUUUACUGAAUAAUCACACUGGUGCCCACAGCAUUGGGUUGUAUAGUACAGAGGUUGCGUACAGUUGUACAGUUUAUAUUAAAGGGAAUUAUACCCUCCACCUUUUUUUCCCCCAGUGAGCAAAUGUAAAUAGAGUAACUGAUAUUUUGUUGUUAACCCCAUAAUAUAAGCUAUGUGUUGUAAUAAAAAUAAGAUUU